Molecule: messenger RNA, 2416 nt
Organism: Anopheles funestus (African malaria mosquito)
Lineage: Eukaryota; Metazoa; Arthropoda; Insecta; Diptera; Culicidae
Gene: Pink1
Product: serine/threonine-protein kinase Pink1, mitochondrial
Exons: 6
Coding region: 334-2340 (668 amino acids)
Biological process (GO): positive regulation of mitochondrial fission; protein phosphorylation; regulation of apoptotic process
Cellular component (GO): mitochondrion
Molecular function (GO): protein serine/threonine kinase activity; ATP binding
Source: RefSeq, a predicted model, not a curated record
GAAAAAAGAAGGGUUCCAAAUUUUUGCCUACAAUAUUUUUGUGCAUUAAAAACUGGUGCAUUCGGGUGCAUUUGUUCAGCAGAGUGUGCAAUUUGAUGGAAUUAUUCCCUCGAGCAGCAGGUUGUGGUGUUGGAUGGUGGAAAAACUUGCGUUAGGAGUGUUGAAAUACUAGUAAUAUUUUCUCGAUCAUUUUUACGUCGUCAUUUGAAGGCAACGUGUGAAGUGUUAUUUUUUUUCCCUGACCUCAUCAUUCGCACCUACACUUGUUACGCAAAAAGAAUACGAGCGAGCAGACGCGAAUAGUGAUUAGGGAAAGCACAACAGAACCGAAAAAUGUCCUUUCGUUUGCUGACCACACGUUUGUACAAACAUGGUCGCCUGCUGGUCCAGAACUAUCUCAAGCGGGAUAUACACGUUAGCAACGUUUGGUCAAACCCUACGGAGAGUGCAAAAGUGAACAAGAUUAACGAAACGCUGAGGCAUGAUCUGCGGAUCAACGAGUUCCGGAACAACAGUUUCCUGCGGUUUGGUAACCAAGCGCGUCGCCUCUUCAUCGACAAUGUGUUAAACAGGGUUACCAAUCCGUACUCCAUCGAUUUGCGGCUGCAAGCCACAAAGAAACUGUUGUAUGGCGAUUCUACUCCUUUCUUUGCCCUGGUCGGAGUGAGCUUGGCCUCAGGAGACGGCGUGCUGACCAAGAACGAUGAGCUGGAAGCCGUCUGUUGGGAGAUUAGGCAUGCGAUGUCAAACUUUCAGGAGAAAGUGGGUGAGAAAGACAUCGAAAGCCGUCUGGAUGAGGAGUUCGGAAUAGAGAACUUAAACAUUGGCAAACCCAUUGCUAAAGGCUGCUCGGCCGUUGUGUAUGCCGCUUCGCUUAAAGAACCGGAUAGUGUCUUUAGUGACACUUCGUCGUCCCAAUCGGAACAUAGAGCAACCCCAGAAGAAAGGGUGGAGGCAACGCAAGAUUUCUCUGGCCAGUGGAGCAACGGCAAUAGUGCGCUACUGUUGCCGGAAAGAACGUCUUCGGCCGUUUUGCGUCAAAUGAUAAAUGAUAGUGAUGACCAAACGGGAGCAAAUAACAAUCGCAGAGUGCGGUUUAAUAGUGAAACAAGAAUUAGAACGAUGUCUGAAAAUAGCGCAUCAUCAAAGCAUGAGCACAGCAUAAACGAUUAUUUGCGCGAAUCAAACGAAAAAGAUUAUAACAUCGAAGAAUAUCCGUUGGCACUGAAGAUGAUGUUUAAUUACGACAUACAAAGCAACGCGAUGGCCAUUCUGAAGGGAAUGUACCGUGAAACUGUUCCGGCCAAGAGAAGAACCAUCGAAAGUGCGUGGGAAAAAAGUCUCAUGGAAAAGACCAAUUUUCUUCCACCUCAUCCAAACGUGGUGGAAAUGUACGGUGUAUUUUGUGACCAAGUGCCGGACUUGUCCAUGUCCGCAACGCUGUAUCCGAUGGCACUGCCCCAACGGCUGAAUCCGCAAGGUUACGGACGCAACAUGAGUUUGUUUCUGUUGAUGAAACGAUACAACAUAAAUUUGAAAGAAUACCUCCAGCAGCCAGGCGUGGAUAUGCGUACACGCAUUCUUUUGUUUGCGCAGCUGCUGGAAGCCGUCGCACAUUUGAAUCGUCACGGCGUUUCACAUCGGGACAUUAAGUCGGAUAACAUUCUCAUCGAACUGCGCCCGAAUAUGCCACCGACGCUGGUGUUGACCGAUUUUGGAUGCUGCGUUGCAGACAAGCGAAAUGGAUUGCGCAUCCCGUACACCUCGGACGAGAUUGAUAAGGGCGGCAAUAUGGCGUUAAUGGCACCGGAGAUUAUCGAACAGUUGCCGGGUACGUUUGCAAUACUGAACUACACCAAAGCGGAUCUUUGGGCUUGUGGCGCAAUUGCGUACGAAAUUUUUGGCAGUGAUAAUCCUUUUUAUUCUGAUAUGUAUUCGGCUCUCAAAAACACGACAUACGAGGAGCAUAUGCUACCAGCAAUGGAUCAAGAUGUUCCGAAGUUGAUCCAGUGUCUUGUACAGAAUAUUCUGCAGAGAAAUCCCAACAAACGCUUAAGCCCGGACCUUGCAGCGAACGUGAUGCAACUGUUCCUGUGGUCACCAUCGUCAUGGUUACGCGAGCAGUACGUACCGUCUAGCAAUGAAAUUUUGCAAUGGUUGCUGAGUCUCACGACAAAGAUCCUUUGCGAGGGCCCAUUGCGGGUCACUCCCGAUGGUACGAUGGGUCGCAGAACAUACACGGAGUACUUACUGAUAGCGAGCUUUCUUUCACGAGUACGUUUGGAGCGGAUCAAGUGUGCGCUCGAUUGGAUACAUACGGUUAAUGUUGGCUCUUCGUAAGAAUUGUGAUAUUGCUAUGCUGUGAGUAUAUAACAGAUAGUGCGGGUUGAAUAAACAUAUUUAUUUUUAACACAUA